AUGUUCACGAGGGAGAUAUCAGCCACGGAGCUGAGAGCAACAGAGGAAAAUCGAAUUCAAUACUCUUCGAAGCACAUUAAACACUUGCCACCUGGCACAAUUACUGAGUUUGAUUGGAAAGACUACUGUCCGUUGGGUUUCAGACUUAUACAAGAACUUGAAGCUAUUGAUCAUGAUGAUUACAUGCAUUCCAUUUGCAAUGACGAGACUCUAAAGAAGCUUUCUUCUGGGAAAGUUGGAAAUGUGUUUCAUAUAUCCACUGAUGACCGUUUUCUCAUCAAGAUUCUUCGAAAAUCCGAAAUUAAGGUGCUACUAGAGAUGCUUCCAGGCUACUAUCGACAUAUUCAUAAUCACAGAUCAUCACUAUUCACAAGGAUUUAUGGUUGUCAUGUUGUGAAGCCUAUUGGUGGUGUUAAGACAUAUUUCGCCGUGAUGUCAAACAUGCUACAUUCGACGGUUUUUAUGAACAAGCUCUAUGAUCUAAAAGGUUCUCCAAAAGGUCGAACUACCAAGAAAAUUGAAUUGAGAAACAAUACUGUAUUGAAGGAUGUAGAUCUCGAUUUCUGUUUCUACGUUGAUCCAUUGGCUAGACAACGUAUCAUCAAGCAAACAAAGCUAGAUUGUGAGCUUUUGGAAAAAGAAGGUAUAAUGGAUUACAGCUUAUUGAUUGGUUUACAAGUAAAAGAAGAGUCAUAUGAAGGUUCACUUGAUGGAGUAAACCCGGUUUACGGUAGCUUCACACCUGCAUGCUCAUUUAAAAGCGAUAGCACAAAGUCGUUGAAGAAAGCUUCAAAUUCUCCAGAUAGAUCUUGUUUAGCUUGCUCUCCCAAAAGAGAUUCAGUGGAAAGCGAAAACUCAAUGACAAGUGAUAGCACAAGCUCAGAAACAAAUCUGAUAAACAGAAACAGCAAAACAGCAACACUCAGUGACCUCGUUGUCAACAGCUCGAGUACCAACUUUGGAAUGAAGAUUCCGGCGAGGGCACGGCGGGUGAAGAGAGCGGCGGGAGAAGAUGAAUGGUACGAUGUGGUUUUGUAUUUAGGGAUCGUAGACACAUUUCAAGACUAUGGUAUGAAGAAACGCAUUGAACAUUGUUACAAAAAAAUCCAACAUACCUCAAACUCAAUCUCGACCGUCCAUCCUAAGAUCUACUCUUCUCGAUUCCAAGACUUUGUCUCCAACAUAUUCUUACCUCACGAGAACGACGACGAUUUCUCUCCCUAA
Molecule: messenger RNA, 1224 nt
Organism: Microthlaspi erraticum
Lineage: Eukaryota; Viridiplantae; Streptophyta; Magnoliopsida; Brassicales; Brassicaceae
Source: the annotation of a GenBank genome assembly